AAAUGCUAGUCAGCUGAGCUGAAAAUAUUGUUCAGCUUUUGGCUUAGCUGCGCUAUGUUUACAUACAUUAUGAAAAUCUCCGAUACGCGUAUUUAUGUACUUAGUAGAUCGUUGUAAAAUGCUUAGUCAGUGAUCACUCGAUGGACUCGAUGCUCAUCAUUUCGCUCGAAUUGAGAUUUUUCAGAAUACACCAGAGUACCAGUAAUGUUGACGCUGAUAGCGAUGACGGCCGUUUGAAUUUUUGACAAUUUUUCCCGAUAAUUUGGAGCCAAGUAUUUCGCUGUUUUAGAAAUUUGAAAAUUAGCCUACCUACGUGAGCUUUUUCGAUAUGUCAAUUAGCGAGAAUGGAAACGAAUCUAUCGAACUUUUGAACAAGGAAGCGGACGCUUUGAAACAGAAAUUGGAAGAAGAACGCCAGAAACUGAACGACGUUACACUCGCCACAGUUGCGGAGCGUUUAGAAUUUGUAAAUUUUCUAAACGUUAAAACAAGAAGGCAUUUGAAGGGCCACCAGUCCAAAGUAUUAUGCUGCGAUUGGUCCGUCGAUAAACGACGUAUUUUAUCUUCCUCUCAAGAUGGUAAGGUGAUUGUUUGGGACGCAUUCACGAGUGCCAAAGAAUUCGCCGUCUCUACGCCGUCCACAUGGGUAAUGGCUUGCGCUUACGCCCCCUCAAAUACUCUCAUCGCGUGCGGAGGAAUGGAUAAUAAAGUGACAGUGUAUCCGCUAAAUCACGAAGACGACUCUGCCAAGAAGAGAACUGUUGGCACUCAUACCAGUUUUGUAUCCUGUUGCAUUUUUCCAAACUCCGAUCAACAAAUACUGACUGGUAGUGGCGAUUCAACUUUUGCAUUGUGGGACGUUGAAACGGGACAGCUACUUCAAUCAUUUCACGGACAUACUAGCGACGUGAUGGCCGUUGAUCUUGCACCAUCCGAGACUGGAAAUACUUUUGUUUCGGGCAGUGCUGAUAAAACAGUUCUUAUAUGGGAUAUGCGAACUGGACAAUAUGUGCAAUCUUUCGAAGGUCAUCAAUCGGACAUCAAUAGCGUAAGAUUUCACCCAAGUGGAGAUGCUGUUGCUACUGGCUCAGACGAUGCUACGUGUCGAUUGUUCGAUUUGCGAGCUGACAAAGAAGUGGCUGUUUAUUCUAAAGAGAGCAUCAUAUUUGGAGCGAAUUCUGUUGAUUUUUCAGUCAGCGGUCGUUUGUUAUUCGCCGGUUACAACGAUUACACGAUAAACGUAUGGGAUACUUUGAAAUGUCUACGAGUAAGUUUGUUAUUCGGACACGAAAACAGAGUUUCCUCAGUUCGCGUAUCUCCAGAUGGCACAGCAUUCGUUUCAGGCAGUUGGGAUGCAACUUUACGAAUUUGGGCCUAGUUAAUGAGCGCGGUGCUCGAGAGAUGGCGAUUAAUAAAUUUCAAUUUGGUGGCUCGGUGUACCCACUCUGCAUACAAAUUGUGAACCAAUUGACGAACGUCAAGACUUUCCAACAUUCAUUUCGAGAGAUCUGGGAAUUUGGAUAUUUUUUUCGAAAACACCAGUCAUUGAAAUGCCAUUACCUACCAAAGUUAUUUAUAACUUUUCUUUUAUAUUAUCAUGUUUUUUUUUCGUGUUAGUAGGUAAUAAGUUUCAAGUAUCUACAAUUGUAAAUGUAUUUUGUUGUAAUGUUGUACUUAGGAUAACUUUUCCCCCGUCAAUUCAGCAGCUAAAAUUUUGGCCCGAAAUAUAUAAUUUUUGAUGCUGGAAA
Molecule: messenger RNA, 1748 nt
Organism: Planococcus citri (citrus mealybug)
Lineage: Eukaryota; Metazoa; Arthropoda; Insecta; Hemiptera; Pseudococcidae
Product: guanine nucleotide-binding protein subunit beta-5-like
Exons: 9
Coding region: 329-1378 (349 amino acids)
Biological process (GO): G protein-coupled dopamine receptor signaling pathway; G protein-coupled receptor signaling pathway
Cellular component (GO): cytoplasm; heterotrimeric G-protein complex
Molecular function (GO): protein binding; signaling receptor complex adaptor activity
Source: RefSeq, a predicted model, not a curated record